Molecule: messenger RNA, 1974 nt
Organism: Oppia nitens
Lineage: Eukaryota; Metazoa; Arthropoda; Arachnida; Sarcoptiformes; Oppiidae
Exons: 2
Coding region: 38-1903 (621 amino acids)
Source: RefSeq, a predicted model, not a curated record
AUUUUAUUAUCAAAAAAUAAAUAUAUAUAAUAUAUCAAUGAAGCUAAUUAUAUUAUCAGUAGUCUAUAGUGUAAUAGUAGCAGCACUGGUAUGUAACCCAGCAAAUAGCCAGUAUUGGGGAGGAACUGGUGCUAGUGGUGGCUAUGGUGGAUCUACUGGUGCUGGAUAUGGAUGGGCCGGAUCAACACCGGGAUCAACAAUGGGCAGUUGGAGAUAUGGGCCCAGCACAGGUAGUUAUGGUGGUUAUGGACAGGGCUGGCAUAACUAUGGCCGACAGCAACCCUGGUAUGGGUCGAGCAGUCUGAGCGGUAUUGGUCAGGGCUUGUAUGGCGGUUAUGGUGGAUAUGGCGGUUACGGUAGAUAUGGUGGUUAUCGACAAGGAAUGUACGGUUUAGGUGCCACCGGUUUAGGUGGUGUCGGUGCUGCUCAGGGAGGCUAUGGUGUUGGUGGCGGAUAUAUACCGGCAGCAGUUUAUGGUGGUGGUGGUUUGGGCCGAUAUUAUGGCGGCGGUACUACCGGCACAUCUAUGUAUGGCAUCGGAUCGGGUAUCUAUGGUGGCCGUACCACCGGUACCUACUAUAGACCACUAAUGUCUUAUUCAGCUGUUCCUGCUGUACAACAAUAUGCCACCAGUCGUGGCUAUUAUGGUGGAGUUGUUGGAGGAGGAGGACAGGCAGUUACUACUGGUGUACCACAAAUCAUAGCACAGGUGCCGCAACCACCACCAACACCUCCAGUAUUGACUACUACUGCACCAGUAGUUAGACAACAGUUUAUAGCACCAGUACAGGUACCCCAACCACCUACAGUGGUUACUAUGGGUCAAAUACCAGCCCAGGUACCAAUGGUUAGACAACAAAUGCUAACACAUAUGAUACCACAAACACCUACUGUGGUCACUACGGGUCAAAUGCCAGCACAGGUACCUGUAGUUAGGCCACAAAUGAUAACACAUAUGAUACCCCAAACACCUACUGUGGUCACCACUGGUCAAAUGGCAGCACAGAUACCAGUUGUUAGACCACAAAUGAUAACCCAUAUGAUACCACAAACACCUACUGUGGUCAGUACGGGUCAAAUGCCAGCCCAGGUACCAGUUGUUAGGCCACAAAUGAUAACACAUAUGAUACCCCAAACACCAAUGGUCACCACUGGUCAAAUGGCAGCACAGAUACCCGUAGUUAGUGGAGGUGUGGCGCCGGCACAGGUAGACAACAAUAGAGGAACUACUAGACCGAUGGUAACAACAACUGGCUAUUAUGGAGUUGGUGGUGGAGUGGGCGGCAUACGUAUACCCAGUACUACCGGUACAGUUGGGACUUAUCCAUAUAGUGGUGGUAUUGGCUAUGGAUAUCAAGUCCCCUAUGUUAGCUAUGCCAGUGGUAUAGGUUCAGGUGGUAGUGGCGGCGGUACUUCUAUAGGUACAACUGGCGCUUAUGGUGGUGCUGGUUAUCUGCCGGGCUAUUAUGUUAGUGGCGCUGGUGGCGGGUUAGGUACCGGUGCCUAUGGAGUCGGUGUUGGUAGUAAUGGCUUAUAUGGUGGUGGCGGCGGUGGUUAUUAUGGCAAUGGUGGUAGUCUAUACGGUGGUCAGUACUACUAUCCGCAGUCCAGCACUGGUAUGACAUGGAGUGGUGUAUAUCCAGUAUAUGGCGGCGGCGCCGGCGGUACCACCGGUAUAGGUACCAAUACAUUGGGUGCUGGCUAUGGUGUUGGUGGUGGUAGUGGUGGAAUGGGUAGCGGUUUGUCUACUAAUGGUUUGAUGGGUGCCGCCAGUGGUGGCGGUGGUAGUGGUAAUGGUGGUGGGGGUGGUAACGGUGGUAUGAAAACUGUAUCAUUUGAUGACAACAACAAUAACAAUGAGGAUAAUGAAGAUACAGGCGAUGGCAACAAAAUUAAGGAAUAAUUUUUGAAAUAUACAGUAAAACUACUACUGAAACCCCCCGGACAUGGAUUUACUUAAAAAAAUAUAUAAAC